UGUUAAUUACCACCACUUAGGAAUUAACUAAGCUAGCAACUAUGUCAUCCUCUUCUGCAUUAAUCUUGUUCAGCUCAUUGCUAAUUUUCUCAUUAAUUUACUCUCAAGGGAAUGCACUUAGUUCAAAUUACUAUGAGAACACAUGCCCUCAAGUUGAAGAUAUUGUUACACAAGUUGUUACUGAAGCAACAAAGAAGGACAAAACUGUCCCUGCUGCUCUUCUAAGAAUGCACUUCCAUGACUGUUUCAUAAGGGGUUGUGAUGCUUCGGUGUUACUGAACUCAAAGAAGAACACUGCAGAAAAAGAUGGUCCUCCUAAUGUUUCUUUGCAUGCAUUCUAUGUUAUUGAUAGUGCAAAGAAAGCCAUUGAAGCGCGUUGCCCUGGCAUAGUAUCCUGUGCUGAUAUCUUAGCCUUUGCUGCUAGAGAUUCUGUUGUCGUUUCUGGUGGACCUUCAUGGGACGUGCCUAAAGGAAGAAAAGAUGGAAGAACAUCGAAAGCUAGUGAAACUAUACAAUUGCCAGCUCCAACUUUUAACAUAAAUCAACUUCAACAAAGCUUCUCUCAAAGAGGAUUAUCACUUGAAGACCUUGUCGCUCUCUCAGGUGGACACACCUUAGGAUUCUCUCAUUGUUCAUCAUUCAAUAACAGGAUACACAAUUUCAAUAACACACAUGAUGUUGACCCAACAUUGCAUCCAACUCUAGCAGCAACGUUAAAGAGUAUUUGUCCACUGAAAAACAGGGCUAAAAAUGCUGGAAGUCCCAUGGAUCCUUCCUCAACGACGUUUGAUAAUACAUAUUACAAGUUAAUUCUGCAGAACAAGAGUUUAUUCUCUUCAGACCAAGCUUUGCUCAGUAAUCCCAAGACAAAAAAUCUUGUUUCUGAUUUUGCUAGCUCAAAAGACACGUUCUUUAAAGCAUUUGCUAAUUCCAUGAUCAAAAUGAGCAGCAUAAAUGGAGGUCAAGAGGUCAGAAGGGAUUGUAGGGUGACUAAUUAAUUAUUAAUCCUUCUAAUGUAAUGAUAAUAUCCAGAAAAAUGGAAGCAGUGUGGAGAUUUGUAUUUUUUAUACUUUUUCAGAUUUCAUUUAGCU
Messenger RNA from Solanum stenotomum, 1091 nucleotides. Its product is annotated as peroxidase 64-like. Gene Ontology annotation, cellular component: plant-type cell wall; plasmodesma. The coding region runs from base 42 to 998 and encodes 318 amino acids. Gene Ontology annotation, molecular function: heme binding; peroxidase activity. NCBI's taxonomy places the organism in Eukaryota, Viridiplantae, Streptophyta, Magnoliopsida, Solanales, Solanaceae. The transcript has 4 exons. The record is from RefSeq and is a predicted model, not a curated record. Gene Ontology annotation, biological process: hydrogen peroxide catabolic process; response to oxidative stress.